This is a messenger RNA of Suillus clintonianus, 1205 nucleotides long. Its product is annotated as DUF55-domain-containing protein. The record is from RefSeq and is a predicted model, not a curated record. Gene Ontology annotation, cellular component: nucleus. NCBI's taxonomy places the organism in Eukaryota, Fungi, Basidiomycota, Agaricomycetes, Boletales, Suillaceae. The coding region runs from base 299 to 1108 and encodes 269 amino acids. The transcript is spliced from 9 exons.
CCUUGAUGCUACACAGCAACGGUCCAUGGGAGAUUUGACCUUUUCCAUCGGAAUGUGCCACCCGUCAGGGCUGAGAGCACAGCGACUAUUACUGCAGACCAUUGCCACAGAAAACCACCCGACUACGUAUACCAUCGUGACUGCAUACUGAAAGUGACUACCCGUUCCUUCCGAGUCGUUGUUGGGUCCGUGUCACUGGGUCUGAGUUUGAAUUUUAGCGCUUGAGCGUGCAUCCGACGCAAAUCCGACGCGACCACGGAGGCUGCAGCUUAACAUAGCAUCUAAAAUUUUCUAGCCCAUGACAAGUACGGACAGGAAAUAUUGGCUUAUGAAAGCCGAGCCAGAUUCGCGUAUCGUAAAGGGCAAAGAUGUCAAGUUCAGCGUGGAUGAUUUUGAAGCUGCAAGGACGACGCCAUGGGAAGGAGUGCGGAACUUCGAAGCGCGUAACUUAAUGAAGGAGAUGUCCAUUGGAGACAAGAUAUUAUUCUAUCAUUCGAACUGCAAAAACCCUGGCAUUGCUGGGUUUGCUGAGGUGUCAAAGGAAGCGUAUCCCGACUACACGGCGUGGGAUAGCUCUCACCCCUACUUCGAUCUGAAAACCAAGCAAGACGAUCCGAAAUGGUUUAUGAUAGACGCCACAUUCCUAUCACGCGCUGAACAUUUUGUCCCGCUAUCUCUUCUUCGUCACAUCGCGGACUCGGCGGAUUCGGAUCCACCAGAUGAAUUUGCGUAUAUAGGGACGGAGGGAAUGAAAGCUGUGAAAGCGAUGCCCCUGGUCACACGGGGACGUCUAAGCGUCCAGCGGGUCAGCCAGGAAUGUUGGGGGAUCAUCCAGAUGAUGUCAGAAAAAGGUGGUUGGGAGGAGAUGGCAUUCGGGAAGAAAAAAUCAAGUACAUCAAAACGCUCGAAACAAGCUGCUACAAAGAAUUCCGAGGCAAAGACAAAUCCAACGGACAAUAACGGCGGCAACUCAGUCGAGGCAAGGGUUGGCGCCAGUGACGAACCCCUGAAAACAAAGAAAGGCAAGAAAAGGAAGGCAUCUGAUGUCGAUGCUGGAACCCAGGAGGUACCCCGCCGACGCUCUGUUCGUACCAAGAAAGAGGAUUGAUAGAUAUCUGCGUCCUUGCUGUACUUGUCACUACGGCCCUCACAUCCGAUGUAUUAGCUGCGGGGCAUUGCGAGGUAUAGUCCUUUCUCAAUUCUAU